Messenger RNA from Cucurbita maxima (winter squash), 1146 nucleotides. RefSeq lists its product as uncharacterized. NCBI's taxonomy places the organism in Eukaryota, Viridiplantae, Streptophyta, Magnoliopsida, Cucurbitales, Cucurbitaceae. Bases 228 to 749 code for a protein of 173 amino acids. The record is from RefSeq and is a predicted model, not a curated record. The transcript is spliced from 2 exons.
UCUGCAUUCAUGUAUGCAGCACGGUGAAGAGAAGUCGAGUGUUUUAUAGUAAUAACAUCGAAUGGUUUGAUUUAGCAAAAACUGAAGAAAAAUUCUCGUUUUACCAGUUCGGUUAUAGCGCCUUUGAACUAGUUGGAAUGCUGCGUCGGUUCGUAGACUGUUGGCAAGUCGUCUGAAAGAUAAGGGUUAGGCGAUGAAGCAGUGAUUCGAAUCCGACUUUCCUCGAAAUGGAAAUCGUGCAAAAUAAGCACGUUGCUGAAGCAGAGAGUAGUUUUCCGAUGAAGCUCACAGAUCAAGAAAAAUACAUCAGAAUAGACAACGAUAUCAUGACUCGUCGACUGAAGAAUCGAGAAAGGCAACGCAGAUAUAGAGCUCGGAAACGUUUAGAAGAAGAAAUAAAGAAGGCUUCAACCAUAAAACACCCUACUCAAACAGGAACUUAUUUUCAACCAAAUGGCGUUGCGAACAAUCCCUUGACUCGAGUUCAUUGUAGUCGAAAUUGGAAGAAGGAAGCAAGAAAUGCCAGUGUAUCAAGAGGGUUAGAAGAAGCCUCUUGUAAUAGUUCUAAUAUGGCUGCAAAAUCAUCAACCAGUGAGGGUCAAAUCCAGUGCCAGCCCUCUAAUCCCGAACCACAAUCAGAAACACGAUCACACUCGGAGCCACCUACCGAACAGCUCGUCUCAGAGACAGCGAAAAAGGUGCUCGGUCGAAGAAAUUGGAAAGCAGAUGCAAGAAAGAAGAAGAAUUAGAGCUGAGUUCGAGUUCGCAUUCCUAAAUUAUUGAUAACAUGUAUGACAUUAUUCUUAUGAUUUCCCUGUUGUAGUUGGGGCUUUUGCUGUGAUUUCGUAUCGUCUGGAAUGAACGUUCAACCGAUGACGAUGGCGCCAUUUGAAGGAUUUUCACAUGAAGCUGGACGGUUUUUGUAUGCAUAGAUUGGGUUGAGAAAGAAGGUAGAACUCUCCCGGAUUGAAGGCGAUCGGAAGCGUUUUCAAAUAUGUGUAAGUUUUUAUAUUAGUUAAAGAGUGAUUGGGUAAAAAUUCUGGAGGUGUAGAUAUACAUGUUUAUUUAUCCCUGUUGAAUAUGGAUAUCCCUUAUAUUAAUGUCACACAGUUUGUUCAUUCUAAUUUUAUAGCAUCUUGCUUGGUU